CUCUUCGUCGCGACAAAUUUGGGGACCGCGAGCCGACCAACAGUCCAAAUCACCCUUCAUCAACAGCAGCCUUUCAAUUCGUCGCGACUUCGCCCAUCGAGCUUAUUUUACGACCACAAUCUUCCUUGUACUCAAGCGCACACCGAGGCGACCUUUGUCUGCUUUGCUCUCUCGACAACUGCGUGUCAGCACCACCCACCCAUCAGCCUCGCACAUUGCGUCCUCGACCGCGAUCCAUCAUGGCGCAGGACCCGAGUGAUGGAAUUGAUCAGGAGCUGCUGAAUCACGCUCAUCUUAUAUCUGCCAAUCAUUAUGCCGACCAGGCGCGUGUUGACCUGAACCAAGUUACUAAAUGGCUGAUGGCUGCACCCCAAGUUGCGAAAGACAAAGCUCCCUUCUUCUGGACCUACCUCGACCGACCCCGCGAUGGCCAAGUGUACCUUACAUGGCAACCCCUCAAGAGGCUUGGAACAAAUUUCGCGAGCGACGGAAUGAUAUGGGGUCCCGAGCAAUACCAUAGACAGGAUGUUGGGAACGGACUGUCUCUCGAAAUUCACUACGUCAAGUCGGGUUUCGUACCCGGCGAGCAGGUUGCCAUGCACGCGCGUCGCAGAUUUCGGCUUGUGCCGUCGCAGACCGGCGUCAUGAACGCGCCGCAACCUGAUAUCAGUCUUUGGAUCGUUCAUUAUGGCUCUUCCGACCCUCCCGACCGCGUUCCGGUCAACCUGAUACCCGUUUCCCAAGAGACCCAGCACAUUAUGGCGACCCGUAAUCAUCUCCAGAAGUGUGGCCAGAUUGCUCGCAAAGAUUUCAUGCUCUCGGAUCGCGCCAGCUGGCCCCAAAUUCAAUUUCCCCGCAACGGUGGACGGCCACAGAUGUAUAACCCGCCGGCACAGUCACGGCGUGUUCCGCAGCAGAUGGCCUAUCCCCCAGCCGGUCCUCAAGGUCGCCGCGGCCGCCAACAAGCGCAGGCACAGGCACAGGCACAGGCACAGCAGCAUCAGCAGGCUCUAGCCCAUGCCGAGCCCCUGCACGACGAUGAGGAGCUCGAGAAAGAUCUUUUUGACCACCUGACUCCUAGGGACAUAUCCUUCGCGCGGUAUCAGCAGAACCACGAGUGGAUGGAGGAAAUUGUGUCUUCCCCUUACGCCCUUAGUCAGAUCGCACCGCCUGAUCUUGGUCUUGGGCUCAAGGGAGAGUUGGCGCCUCUGACUGACGGAAUCUUCUCUGCGCAGAGUGCGAACGCGCUCACCGAACCACCUCAAAAACCGUACAUUGGGCGUCUGGAGCCUGGACUAGCCGAUGAGUUCAGGAAAAGAGUCCAGGAGCAUCUUGAGGCAACGAAGGCCGAGAUGGAGAAGAUGAAAGCGGAACAUGCCAAGAACAUGGCCAGUCUCAAGACUAGCUCGGUAUAUGUAGAUGCCGAGAAGGAUGUUAAGAACUCCAUCCAGGAACGUGGCCCGGAGCCAUGGCGCAUCGAGGGCCACUACACAGAUUCGGACGACAACAACGGGUCAUGGUCGCAAAAGCACAACAAGAAGGUGGACGAGAUCGUGGCCCAGGUUGAAGCCAACCUUGGCCGACAUAUCGAAGUUCUUCAUAAUGUCCACCGAAUACAAGACGGUGGUUUUCAGGAGCCCGCUCCGGAGCCUAUCAAGGAACCUUCACCCGCCCCGCCCCCGGCAAGCUCUCCGGCGCAGGCUGCUGGCGUUGACGCGGGUGCUCCAGGAUCGCGACGGCCAUCGCAGGCGGGCUCCAAUCAUAGCGGGGUGAUGGUGGGUGACUCGGACAUCGAUAUGGGCGGAACUGCGGCAGGACUACUGGAUGAGUUGCACACCGGGUUCUCUGCCAACUCCACUCCGCUGAACAACUUCCCUACGCCACAGACUCACCUUAACUCAACGGCCGGAACCCCUGCCAACGUGAAUGCGCCCUCACCUGCACCGAUUCCUCCAACCAUCCCCGAGGAGACUGGGGCUCCAGCUUCCAAGGACACUUCUGCUGUCCUCGGAGAGGAUGUUCCCAUGGGUAACACAGAAUCGACCAAGGAUGCCUCCGCCACCGCGCCUGACCAAGGAACUGGCAGCGGGGAGUGGGUGGUGGUGCCUAAGGGAGGAACAUCGCCCGAUCCCGCUGUUGCUCCCGGCACCGGCACGACCGAGGGCGACGAACCCAAACCGGCCGCCAAAGCCUCAUCCGCUGCCGGAACGCCAACGGAGACUCAAACCCCCGGCGGCUUUAGUUCUUUGGGCGACCUCGACUCGGCCGGUGAUGCGAUGGCCAGCUACGGGGCGUCCAUAGGGGACGGUUUGGACAUCAACAUGGAAAUGGAGGACUCUGCCUUUGGAGAUGCUUUCCACGGCGUAUCUAGUAAUGACACGCCAGGAAACCAGUCCGAAGGCGGUGCCUAGGUGGAGUAUAUCGGAUCACUGUCCUAGACAAGCUCGGUAGAUGAGCUUCGGACGGAAACGGACUGUAUAUUUAGGCGAGAUGGUGUCUUGCUUAACGUGGCCGACGUGCACAGUUUGCCAUCGCGUUAUGGCUCUUACGUUAAUAGGUGCAACGGCAUGUGCGGUAUCACACGGUUGGUUGCAGAAUGAAACGAUGUUAAGCCCCCCCCAAGCCUUGGAACACAGCACCGAUCCCGUUCAGUGAGCUCACCUGUGCUUAAUGAUGUCCGAUAAUUUGAUUAUCUGAUGUAGGUCGAUGGGUGGACUACUU
Colletotrichum destructivum is the source of this 2721-nucleotide messenger RNA. Its product is annotated as Putative SWI/SNF and RSC complexes subunit Ssr4 protein. NCBI's taxonomy places the organism in Eukaryota, Fungi, Ascomycota, Sordariomycetes, Glomerellales, Glomerellaceae. Gene Ontology annotation, biological process: chromatin remodeling. The transcript is spliced from 3 exons. The record is from RefSeq and is a predicted model, not a curated record. Bases 240 to 2411 code for a protein of 723 amino acids.